AUGCCCCAAAUAUUUCGCGUACAUGUUCAGGGGACAGACGACGAUUUGCAGAGUGCUCUUCCACCGUAUGGACGAGUGGUUGAAGACAUCAAGCGACUUAAGGUUAUUUUGAAACUGGGCUCGCUGUUCGGGGACUUGGAAUCUGAGCCGCUUGGGUGGAUGGGAACCUCUGAUGAACUUCGGGACCAGACGGAGUCGGUGCGAUACAUGGCGUUCCUCCCCGAGUUAUUUCUCUGGAGUUAUCUUGUGAGACCCGUCGACGUACCCAGCGAGUCGGUUGAAAGCGCCAUCUUCGCAUUGAAGCACUACAUCAAGAUUCUGGAGAACGAGACUGAUGCCACACUUGUCCUAUUGGGAUUUCCAGACGAGAGCGUGCCUGCGGAAGCACAGCAUCGUACAGCCAUAAUGCUCAUGAAUGCUCGGCGCAAACUCUCCGAACAUCUGAUGCGCCCUGGAAUCAACAGGCCGACAGAGGCAAGCCCCCAUAUGAGAGCAUACUUGGAGUACCACCAAGAUAUGUACAAGACUUUCAACGAGACGAUGGAUCAUUGGAUGCGUUACCCAAACGACUGGGUUGACUGUGGGGAGGUAAUGUGCUUGAGUGGAGAUUUCAGUGAUGCGAGAGAAACCCUUGAACGCGGCCUGGCAGGUUGCGAGGCUCGCCCAAAGCAACCGGGCGUGGACAUAUACCUCCUUCGUUCCCACAUCCAUCUAUCGCUCAUUCUCGAUCGGCUGGACGUCAAUCACGCCGCUCAAAAAGAACAUACAGAUUGGGCCGUCAAACAGCUUCGUAGAUCUCCGACUAGAGUGCUCCGCAAGGAGGAGCUGAGCCAAUACCUGCUACCUACCGUGGGCGGAAAGAUGCACCCUGUACUGCAAUCACUAGGUGGGAAGUCGUGGCUGAAGAAGGUUAAUGCGCACGUCAACUCAGGGCUGCAAUCGUGGAAGGAGGAGGAACGCUCUACGAGAUCCUGCCUUCACUGCGGGGUUCGGGACGUUCAAAAAGCUUUAUCUCGCUGUGCUCGAUGCCAGUCUUGCUACUACUGUUCGAAAGACUGUCAAAAGGCCGAUUGGGAAGCGCAUAAAAAAUCCUGCCAAGAGCGACAUGAGCGCCUCAAAGAGCUCGAGGCGCGGAAGAAGGAGGAUCCGGUCAUUGGACAACAAUUGACCGAUCUUUCUGAGUGGAUGGAUGCUCCUGCCCAGCACCGAAGGGAUGCUCACAUCUCGGCUCUCGGUGUACAUCGUGAUCCGUCUCGAGGCCGCACGCACAUCUUGAUGGAAGGCAUGGCAUAUACGCCAGACGCUUCGGAUGACCCGCGCUACAAGUUCACUGUCACCACCGCCGGUGUUUUCCGCAUCUCGGACGUGCUGCAGUCGAUAGAGCUUUCUCUUGGGCUCACUGCAGGAGAGGGCCAAUCCUAUAUCCAGUCAAGAAUUGACAAAGCUCUGGAGAGCCGAGCCCCAGACUUACAAAGGGGCGAUCAUCUCAUCGUGAUCCCUAUUUUGAGUAUGUGCUCAGGAAUCAAGCCCGGCCAACUUCACUUUCAAAUGGCCUCCUCUUUGGCUCUUCGCGAAUUGCCGAUCCCUUACAAUCCAGAGUGGCGAAAGGCCAUCAACGGCAAGUUGGGUGUUGUUGCCGGCGACAUGAUACUUAGAUACCAGCCUGGUGUCAAGGAUGUAGAGACGGUGUUCGAAUAA
Molecule: messenger RNA, 1698 nt
Organism: Peniophora sp. CBMAI 1063
Lineage: Eukaryota; Fungi; Basidiomycota; Agaricomycetes; Russulales; Peniophoraceae
Source: the annotation of a GenBank genome assembly